Molecule: messenger RNA, 414 nt
Organism: Anopheles nili
Lineage: Eukaryota; Metazoa; Arthropoda; Insecta; Diptera; Culicidae
Product: vitelline membrane protein 15a-2-like
Exons: 1
Coding region: 1-414 (137 amino acids)
Source: RefSeq, a predicted model, not a curated record
AUGAACACCAUCGUUGCCGCAGUCAUCCUGUCCGUUGUCGUGGUCGGUGCCAUGGCUGAUUACCCAGCUCCGGCCAAGUACGAGGCGCCCAAGCCUGCCUACCACGCUCCGGCUCCGGCCUACCACGCACCUGCACCCCACCACGGAUAUGGUGGCCACCACGCUGCCCCGGUUGUCCACGCUUACGCCGCCAAGGCUCCUCAUGUUAAGUGCGGUGCCAACCUGCUGGUCGGAUGCGCUCCCAACGUUGCCCACGUGCCAUGUGUCCCAGCCCACGCUGGACACGGAUACGGACACGCCUCGGCUCCGGUUCACCACGGAUACGCCGCCCCUGCUCCGGCUUACCACGCACCCGCCCACGGAUACCGUUCCUUCAACGAGGCCGAGGCCCAGGCUUUCGAGCUCGAGGAUUAG